Molecule: messenger RNA, 1218 nt
Organism: Saccostrea cuccullata (small rock oyster)
Lineage: Eukaryota; Metazoa; Mollusca; Bivalvia; Ostreida; Ostreidae
Product: abnormal spindle-like microcephaly-associated protein homolog
Exons: 11
Coding region: 1-1218 (405 amino acids)
Biological process (GO): spindle organization; establishment of meiotic spindle localization; mitotic cell cycle
Cellular component (GO): spindle pole
Molecular function (GO): calmodulin binding
Source: RefSeq, a predicted model, not a curated record
AUGGCGGCCGUACCGCUUGUGGAAGAGAAAUAUGUAAGAAUAUUUGAUAAAGUGUUAGAGGAAUUCAUGAAGGUUCUAGAUAUGCUGAAGCAAGACAGAUUUAUGUGCGAGGGGACUGGCUUGCAGACUUUUACAAAGUCAUUUUUGAUGCAAGUGUUCGAAGAAGAGAAAGGAAAACUCGAAAAGGACAUUGCAGAGGAUAUAUGCCUCAAGGCAGCACACAUGAUAGUGUAUGGUACAGAUCGAGAGCCAUUUAUGAUGGAUGCAUAUGACCCUCGCCAGGUACAGAUCAAAGCAGUGAUUUUCCUCAAAAGUAUAAAGAAGAGAUUCAAAGAAGAACUCAAAAAAAAUCCCGACAUAAAAUUGAACAUCUUUAAUGAAAUGAUGGCAGAAGAAAAGACUGACAAGAAAAACGAAGAAGCAGCAAUAACUGUUCAGUCCUUUAUGCGACAAUGUACAGAACAAAGGAAGUAUGGUAAAUUGAAGAAGUCAGCACGGAUAAUACAGAGUCAAUAUAGAGCAUGUCAUGCCAUGAAAGAGACCCAAAAGAAAUACUAUACUCUGAAAGCGUCAGCUGUGACCAUGCAGGCCUGUUACAGAGGCAAGCGGGCCAGAGACCUCUACCAAAGAAUGAGAAAGUCUGCAGUACUGAUUCAGGCUGCAAUCAAAGGGUUUCUAGACAGAAAGCACUUAAAGGAACGCCGUGCCCUCAUAAAACAGGAAGCAGCAAUUACCCUUCAAUCUUUUUUGCGUCAAUGUAUACAGCACAAGAGGUACGUGAAAAUGAAGAAGUCAGCACGGAUAAUACAGGGUCGAUAUAGAGCAUGUCAUGCCAGGAAAGAGACCCAAAACAAAUACCUUGCAUUGAAAGCAGCAGCUGUGACCAUGCAGGCCUGUUAUAAAGGAAAGCGGGCCAGAGACCUCUACCAAAGAAUCAGAAAGGCUACUAUACUGCUUCAAGCUGAAUCCAAAGGGUUUCUAGCCCGAAAGCACUUAAAAGAACGCCGUGCCCUCAUUAAAGAGGAAGCAGCAAUUACCAUUCAAUCUUUCAUGCGUCAAUGUAUCGACCAAAAGAGGUACGUGAAAUUGAAGAAGUCAGCACGGAUAAUACAGAGCCGAUAUAGAGCAUAUCAAGCCAGGAAAGAGACCCGAAAGAAAUACCUUGAUCUGAAAACAGCAGCUGUGACCACCCCAAUGGUAGCUACAACUUUAGCAUGA